Molecule: messenger RNA, 1903 nt
Organism: Echinops telfairi (small Madagascar hedgehog)
Lineage: Eukaryota; Metazoa; Chordata; Mammalia; Afrosoricida; Tenrecidae
Gene: POMK
Product: protein O-mannose kinase
Exons: 3
Coding region: 156-1208 (350 amino acids)
Biological process (GO): protein phosphorylation; carbohydrate phosphorylation; protein O-linked glycosylation
Cellular component (GO): endoplasmic reticulum membrane
Molecular function (GO): protein kinase activity; carbohydrate kinase activity; ATP binding
Source: RefSeq, a predicted model, not a curated record
AAAAAGCCCGUUUGCUAUGCAGAGCAUGGUCUGGAACAGAGACGGAAGUGGGAGACCGCUGAGGAAACGGGUGCGGGAGCCCCGGUGAGAGCUGAUGUCACCUCGUCUAGCUGGGAGGCCUCCAGGGAGGACCUCACGAAGACGCCGCCGCCGGCAUGGACAAGAAGCCCCAGGAGCACAGACAGGGCGCCAGGCCCCGGGAAGUCCCGCCCGUGGUGCUGCUGCUGCUGGCGAUGGUGCUCAUGAACGCCCUCCUCUACCUCUGCCUGGACCAGUUCUUUGCCUCCCCGCCGCAGCCCCCGGGGCAGCCCAGCCGCUGUCCGUCCGGGUACUUCCGAGUGGGGCAGAUGACCAGCUGUUCGCCGUGGCUGGCCUGUGAGGAGCUGCGCACGCAGGUGCGGCCGUUGAAGCGCGUGGGGGAUGGAGCUGUGAAGAGAGUCUUCCUGUCUGAGUGGAAGGAACGCAAAGUGGCCCUCUCGCGGCUCACCAGCCUGGAGGUGAGAGGGGACUUCCUGCAUGGCCUGCAGAUGCUGAAGUCCCUGCAGAGCCCGCAUGUCGUCACCCUGCUGGGCUACUGCGAGGAGGACAACACGAUUCUGACAGAGUACCACCCCUUAGGUUCCUUGAGCAACCUGGAAGAAACCCUAAACCUUUCCAAGUAUCAGCACGUGAACACGUGGCAGCGCCGGCUGCAGCUGGCCAUGGACUACGUGGGCAUCAUCAACUACCUGCACAACAGCCCCCUGGGCAUGCGGGUCAUGUGUGACGCCAACGACCUGCCCAAGACGCUCUCCCAGUACCUGCUGACCAGUAACUUCAGCAUCGUGGCCAAUGACCUGGACGCCUUGCCCCUGGUGAACCACAGCUCCAGGACGUUUGUCAAGUGCGGCCACAGGGAGCUCCGUGGGGACUUUGUGGCUCCUGAGCAGCUGUGGCCUUACGGAGACGACCUGCCUUUCCACGAUGACCUCAUGCCUGCGUACGACGAGAAGAUCGACAUCUGGAGGAUCCCCGACGUCUCCAGCUUCCUCCUGGGGCACGUGGAAGGGAGCGACAUGGUGCGAUUCCAUUUGUUUGACAUCCACAAGGCAUGCAAGAGCAAGACCCCAGCAGAGAGGCCCACUGCCCAGGAGAUUCUGGACACUUACCGGAAGGUUUUGAAUUCCCUCCGAGAUGCGGUCAUGACUCAGACGAGAGAAAUGCUAUAGAAACCCUCCCCGCCAUGAAGGUGAUCAUUGAAGCAGCUCUCCUUGCGUGGUGGGGCUGCUGCAGGGUUUGUGUUGUUUGUUUUUUGCCUUUGGCUGGUGUUUUGUUGUUGUUUUGCAGUGUAGCCAGGGGGUUCUUCACCCCCCGCCCUGUUAGCGUCUGAGUGUGUUCUCCCCCUCCUGGCAGCAUGGGCUGCAGCCGUGGGGACAAACAUGCAGACUUGAUCUACAUGUGGCUUCGCACCUGUCACCCCGACUGCUGCCUGGGAAAGAUACAGAGAAGCGGGGACUCUGCCCAGGUGUUCAGAAGAAGCCACAGAGAGGCUUCACCCGCCCGAACGAUGGGCUUUACAAGCUCGUAAGAAAUGUGUAUGUAGAAACAUUCUCAGUGGCAUUCUAUUAAAGAAACCUCUAACCCCCACCCCGCCCCCCAAGUUUUAAAAUGGUAAGCAACGUACGGGGUCCCCAGAUGAGCAGUGUGCUUACACAGUCUUAACGGGAUAAUCUUUACUGUGGGGAUGAUUGCUCUGUGAAGCUCCUCCACUUUCUUCUCGCCAAGGAAGUAAAGCAGAAUGCAAAUAGAAAUUGCUUCCAAGUUUUGAACGGGAGGGGACAGAAAUGUUUAGCACAGCACCAAGGAGAAAAGCCAUGCGUUCUCCUGCCUCGUGAAGCUCUCCAGCACCGAUCAGCUGCAUUUC